Messenger RNA from Anopheles stephensi (Asian malaria mosquito), 2115 nucleotides. RefSeq names its product eukaryotic translation initiation factor 4E-binding protein 3 (gene Thor). The transcript has 2 exons. NCBI's taxonomy places the organism in Eukaryota, Metazoa, Arthropoda, Insecta, Diptera, Culicidae. Gene Ontology annotation, molecular function: eukaryotic initiation factor 4E binding. Gene Ontology annotation, biological process: negative regulation of translational initiation. The coding region runs from base 403 to 771 and encodes 122 amino acids. Gene Ontology annotation, cellular component: cytoplasm. The record is from RefSeq and is a predicted model, not a curated record.
AUAGUUCGGUUUCAGAGAUUGUUCCGUGCGUGCACCUCUCUCUCGCAAGAACGGCAAUAGAGCUACGACGCCACACGCCUUGCUUUGACUGCACUUGCCAACCAGAAGUCUCUAGGCCCCCGAAGUGUUGCUACACGUUCUUAGUGUAUCCAUCAAAGAGUGUACAACCUGCGGUUGAACCGAAACUAACUACACUGCCUUCCAAAGUGCACGGUAUUCUGUGUUGUUGUUAGCUGCCAAACAGAAGGAAGUACAAGCACACCUUCCAUAGUACAAAUCCCGCGGAUCAUCCACGUCCCGAGUAAACCAAAAGCGAAACCAAAGCUGCCUGGUGCAAAGUGUUUUUGCUAGAACUCGAAACAGAAAGACCAGAACCCAAAACCCCAAACGUACAGCAGCAUCAUGUCGGCAUCACCGAUCGCACGUCAGGCCUGUGCCUCCAUCUCCCAGGCCAUCCCGUCCAAGCGAGUGCUCAUCCAUGACGCAUCCGAGCUGCCGGAUCUCUACUCUUCCACGCCCGGUGGCACCCUGUACUCGACCACACCCGGAGGUACUCGCAUCGUGUACGAGCGGGCCUUCCUGAUGAACCUGAAGAACUCUCCGCUGGCACGCACUCCGCCGAACAAUGUGCCGCUGAACCUGCUCCGAUCAGGCGGCGGAAGUCCCAACUCGAAACCGCUGACGACGCUGUCGGUGAAGCAGCAGAAACCUGCCCGGAACUCACCGCCAAAGUACGACGAGCAUCAGGAACAGUUCGAUAUGGAUCUGUAAGAUGGGUCCGGUUGCCUUCGCCUCUUGCUAUUGGCUGCUAACCAUCGGCUAGCAACCCCGGAAGAGGAUCUUCCCGCGGACCCGGUGGACAAAAACGGUCGAUCGCAAGGAGCACAGGGGAGGAUCGUCUCUCAAGCAAAGAGCACCGAGGACAGAGGAAGAGAGAGAAAGAGAGAGAGAGAGAGAGAGAGAGAGAGAGUGAGAGAGAGCGAGAGAGAGCGAGAGAGUGGAGCGGAAGAUAUUAUUAUUACUUUCCGUUUUAUGUUUUUAAUCUUUUUUUUGUGCGCAAAAAUUUCGUUUUUUCCUUUCUUGUUAACUUUGUUACACGCAUAUAAUGGCGGAGAACGCGCGUGUUUUUGAAGUAAUAUUAUUAGCAUCUCUGAAUAUUUGUGAGCACAGGGCCGAGGGCAGACAAGCGGGGGAAUGGCGGCGGCGGCGGCGGCGUUCGUCGGCGACGCCCUGACCCAACUUUCACUAUCCGACGCGCACGCUAACAACGGCACCCAGAGAGAGUAGGCAUCUCGAUAAAUCGUUGGAUGUAGACUUUAUAAGUUUAUCGUUCCUUCGGUAGUAAGAUUAGCGUUCUAUUGUGUUUUAAAACACUUGUGUGUGGGUGUGCACACAUACACACACACACACACACACCAGUAGUCACGUAAGAAUCACGACACACGCAAAAGGAACCGUGUUUUUCUAUUAGUAUGACAUUUGUUCGGUUCACAUCACCAGCAAGGCGCAGGAGUAGAUCAAUCGAUCGAUCCGUCGGCUAGAGUUUGUCACGAAUUUUAGGUAUCGCGCUUCUACAAAGUCGAUACACUAAGGGUUCAUCUCACGCUUUGGACCCAUCUCUUCUUUUUGCUAUCUCUAGUUCUCGUGUGCCAGAAAACUUGGCUAACACACGCACCACACGGUGUGUCUUCCCCUUUAACAAAACUAGCAAAGCGAUGAGCAUAGCUCAUGCAAUAUACUUCCUAAAGUCGACAAAAGAGGGAGCCACAAGGAGCGCAGCAGUGUAGUACAAGCUUGAUGGCACAAGCAAACAGGACCGAAAGUUUAGCGAGAGAGGGUGUGAUUUUUGUUUUGUUUUUGUCUGUUUAGAAGAAAACCCUCCCCUACUGGUGAUUUGUGAUAAUUGUGAAAGAUUUCAUUGACUGCAUCCAAACCCGAUCGGACGAACCUCUAGCUCCACGCGAGAGUGUGAGUUCUACGGGAAGAAAAGGAAUCUUUCAUAGUUUUGUAUUGUUUAAGCCAAGAGGUAUAAUUUUAUCGCAUGUAAGAAUUUAUGAAAAAAUCAUCAAAAGAAUGAAGAAUGAUAUAAACAACAAAAAAAGAUUUAAAAGUGAA